Molecule: messenger RNA, 1862 nt
Organism: Elaeis guineensis (African oil palm)
Lineage: Eukaryota; Viridiplantae; Streptophyta; Magnoliopsida; Arecales; Arecaceae
Source: RefSeq, a predicted model, not a curated record
AUGCCGGAUAGCAACAAGGGGCACCGGCGACCGCCUCCACCCGCCCACCGGCGCUCCCGCUUCCCGUGUGGCGGCCACCGGGAAAAACCAAGGCUAGCGCACGGCCGGAUACGCACACGUGUCGGUGGCUUCGCCACGCAUGGGAAGGGAUCUGGACUUGGGAGCUCCGUACCCGAAGCCGCCAAAUAGAACGCCAAAAAGAAAGGGUUCUUCGUUCCCUCCUCCUAUUUCUCCUUCUUCAGAGAUGAUGAUGAGAAGUUAAAAAUAAAUAAAGGAAGCAAAGCGAGAGGGAGGGAGGGAGAAAAGAGAUUGAAAAAAAAAAAACAAAGAAGAGCAAGUGUGGGAGAGAAGCUUCCGGUGAUUCCCUUCGCUUCUUGUUUUCUUUUUUUUCACCGGGAUGAUGGGUUUGGCUGCGAGAGAGAUCGGAAUCCCACCGCCUGUACCAAAUGAUGAAUGAGUUUAGGAUUUCAAGGUUUGGCUGCGAGAGAGAUCGGAAUCCCACCCCUGGUACCAAAUGAUGCAUAAGUUUUAAUUUCUAGAUAGUGUUCCUCAAAUGCUCAACUGUUUCUUAAAAUGAAGCCAAAAGCAACCGGGGCCAUACAAAGAGCUCAAAAGGUGAAGCAUAUGCAAGGGGGAGGACCAAAUUGGGUCAUAAUUGCAGGUGGUGCCUUGCUUAGCACACUAUCAAUCAGGUUCGGCUGCAAGCUGAAGCAGAUCUUUGAGAUUAAGCAGUCAAAGAAUUUCAAUAAUGCAAAAGAGAAUGGAAAAUUUGCAGCCAAAAGAACACCAGGAGCUUGCCAUUUGCAUUCAAAGUUGUAUUGCCAUACUCAGGAUGAGGAUGGAUGCUACCACUGCCUCUCAGGGAUCUCAGAUGGUGCACUGGAUACUAAGCAGCCACCUGCUAGUCCAUUGUCAAAUAACACGGAUGUUUCCCUCCCACUAGUAAAGAUCCCUGCAGCAGAUUCAAAUAAAGAUGGUAGCGGGGUUAUGUGGGCAUCUUCACCUGAUCGUCUAGAGCUGCCUCAGAGGCCCUUCCACCACUCAAACAGUUCAGAAUCUCCUUGCGUCUCAGAAUCUGGAUCGGACAUCUACAGCAAACGAGAAGUGAUACAAAAGCUACGGCAGCAGCUCAAGAGACGGGAUGAAAUGAUAAUGGAGAUGCAGGCCCAGAUCAUGGACCUACAGAAUUCUCUCAGCAUCCAAAUGACCCACUCGAUGGAUUUGCAGUCUCAGCUUGAAUCCGCAAACAGGGACCUGUUUGAUGCAGAAAGAGAGAUCCAACGGCUAAGAAAGGCGAUUGCUGAUCACUGUGUUUCAGAGGCACGCACUCUGGAAAAACCUGUGACCACCAGAAGUUGGCGGUCAGAGGCUAUCAAUGGGCAGGUUAAUGGAUAUCUUGACAGCAUGGGUGAUGUGGAGGUGCAAUGUUUUGGUGGGGAGAUUGUGAGAGAUGAUGUAGAGAGGGUUGAGAUGCUCAAGAUGGAGGUUGGAGAACUAAAAGAAGUGAUUGAAGGGAAGGACUUUUUGCUUCAGAGCUACAAGGAGCAGAAGGUGGAGCUAUGCUCAAAGAUGGAGGAGUUGCAGCUGAGACUAGCAUCUCAGGUGCCUAAUAUCUUGUAAGAUAAUCUACUGAGAUUGCUUUUGAUUCUUGUCUAGGCCUUGGCGUUCUGAUCUUGGUGCUGUUUGCUUCUUUUGUUUGUGCUGCAAGUUUUUGUGUUUGUAUAAUUUCUGUCAUCUUAGCAUCGCACAUGCUUGUCUGAUAUUUUUGCAGAAAAGGAACUAAUCUACCAAAAAAAAAAAAACAGGUAGGACUGACUUGUUUGAGCAUUUUCAUUUAUGAUCUCUUCUUUGGCAGCUCAAAA